Molecule: messenger RNA, 2492 nt
Organism: Galeopterus variegatus (Sunda flying lemur)
Lineage: Eukaryota; Metazoa; Chordata; Mammalia; Dermoptera; Cynocephalidae
Gene: SLC22A23
Product: solute carrier family 22, member 23
Exons: 10
Biological process (GO): transmembrane transport
Cellular component (GO): membrane
Molecular function (GO): transmembrane transporter activity
Source: RefSeq, a predicted model, not a curated record
UGCUCGGCGGCGGCGGCGGCCCCGAGCCUCCUGUUGCUGGACUACGACGGGUCGGUGCUGCCCUUCCUCGGGGGCCUGGGCGGGAGCUACCAGAAGACCCUCGUGGUGCUCACCUGGAUCCCGGCGCUGUUCAUCGGCUUCAGCCAGUUCUCGGACUCCUUCCUCCUGGACCAGCCCAACUUCUGGUGCCGCGGGGCCGGCAAGGGCGCCGAGCAGGCUGGGGUCCUCGCCACCGGCCGGUGGGGCUACGUGGGCAACUGGACCAGCCCCCCGACCGCGACCCCCUUCCCCACUGCCGCCUGGGGGGCUGCGGGCAACCGAAGCAACAGCAGCGGCGCGGAUGGGGGCGACACGCCACCCCUGCCGUCCCCUCCGGACAAGGGGGACAAUGCCUCCAACUGCGACUGCCACGCGUGGGACUACGGCAUCCGCACCGGCCUAGUCCAGAACGUGGUCAGCAAGUGGGAUCUUGUGUGUGAUAAUGCCUGGAAGGUCCAUAUCGCUAAGUUCUCCUUACUGGUUGGAUUAAUCUUUGGCUACCUAAUAACUGGAUGCAUUGCUGACUGGGUCGGCCGGCGGCCUGUGCUGCUGUGUUCCAUCAUCUUCAUUCUGAUCUUUGGACUGACUGUGGCACUGUCAGUGAAUGUGACUAUGUUCAGCACACUCAGGUUCUUUGAAGGAUUCUGUCUGGCUGGAAUAAUUCUCACCUUGUACGCGUUACGCAUAGAGCUGUGCCCCCCUGGAAAACGAUUCAUGAUCACGAUGGUGGCGAGCUUCGUGGCCACCGCGGGCCAGCUGCUCAUGCCGGGGCUGGCCGCCCUGUGCCGGGACUGGCAGGUGCUGCAGGCGCUCAUCAUCUGCCCCUUCCUGCUCAUGCUGCUCUACUGGUCGAUAUUCCCCGAGUCCCUCCGGUGGCUAAUGGCUACCCAGCAGUUUGAGUCCGCAAAGAAGCUGAUCCUGCACUUCACACAGAAGAACCGCAUGAGCCCCGAGAGUGACAUCAAGGGUGUGAUGCCCGAGCUGGAGAAGGAACUUUCCCGGAGGCCCAAGAAGGUCUGCAUUGUGAAAGUGGUGGGGACCCGGAACCUGUGGAAGAACAUUGUGGUCCUGUGUGUGAACUCGCUGACGGGGUUCGGGAUCCACCACUGCUUUGCACGGAGCAUGAUGGGCCACGAGGUGAAGGUGCCGCUGCUGGAGAACUUCUAUGCCGACUACUACACCAUGGCCAGCAUCGCGCUGGCCUCCUGCCUGGCCAUGUGCCUGGUGGUCAGGUUCCUGGGGCGCAGGGGGGGACUGCUGCUCUUCAUGAUCCUCACCGCCCUGGCCUCGCUCCUGCAGCUCGGGCUCCUCAACCUGAUUGGGAAGUACAGCCAGCAUCCAGAUUCAGGGAUGAGUGACAGCGUAAAGGACAAAUUCUCCAUCGCGUUUUCCAUCGUGGGCAUGUUCGCCUCCCACGCGGUGGGAAGCCUCAGUGUGUUCUUCUGUGCGGAGGUCACCCCCACAGUGAUAAGGUGUGGCGGGCUGGGACUGGUGCUGGCCAGCGCGGGCUUCGGCAUGCUCACGGCGCCCAUCAUCGAGCUGCAUAACCAGAAAGGCUACUUCCUGCACCACAUCAUCUUCGCCUGCUGCACGCUCAUCUGCAUCAUCUGCAUCCUGCUGCUGCCCGAGAGCAGAGACCAGAGCCUGCCCGAGAGCAUCUCCAGCGGGGAGCACUACACGCGGCAGCCACUGCUGCCGCACAAGAAGGGCGAGCAGCCGCUCCUGCUCACCAACGCUGAGCUCAAGGACUACUCGGGCCUCCACGACACGGCCACCAUGGGCGACGGGCUGCCCGAGGGCGCCACAGCCAACGGCAUGAAGUCCAUGUAGCUGGCCACGCCACUGCUCCUGUGGGGGCCCCAGAGACCCAAGGGCUUGGGGGGAGUCUGGGCACAGGUUUACAGACAGGGACCGAGCACGGCCGGGUGCAGAAAAACCCAGCUCUGCUGCCGAGGCCACCCAAGCGUGAGACUUCCAACUGGUGUGGGGAAAUCUGUCUUUCCAAACGUCCAAGGAGCACGUGUUUAAGGAAACAAACUCUUUGGAAAUAAUCCUUCAAAGACUUUCUUUUCUGCCAUGAAAUGUUUGUAUUUAUUUUGGUCAUUUCUACCAGAAGCACUUUAUUCUCUGUCCUCUCACUGGUCACGAGAUGCAGCCACCUCCUCCAGGAGCAAAACAUGGCCACUCUGAGGAAGACGUCAUCGGUGACCGAUACGGUGGCCAGCCUCCUCCCUGGAGGUCAGACGCUGCCCCUCGCCCACCACCCAAGGAGCCAGAUGUCACCUCAGCCAGCCCAGAGCCCAGCCUGGAGGGAGCCCGCCUGUGUGCAGAGGUGUGGCCCUCUCGUAGAGCAUUCCCAGGACUGCAUUUUAGACAGCGUGAAAUGUAAAUGAAUUAGGUUUUUGCUAGAGUCUGUAUAUGGUUUUCUAAAGCUUCCUUCUUUCUGUUUGUAA